Molecule: messenger RNA, 1982 nt
Organism: Prunus avium (sweet cherry)
Lineage: Eukaryota; Viridiplantae; Streptophyta; Magnoliopsida; Rosales; Rosaceae
Product: Pentatricopeptide repeat (PPR-like) superfamily protein
Biological process (GO): RNA processing; mitochondrion organization
Cellular component (GO): mitochondrion
Molecular function (GO): protein binding; mRNA binding
Source: RefSeq, a predicted model, not a curated record
GUACACUAGUUCGAUAACGAGGUUAAAUGCAUUUGAGUUUAGCGUCCGACGUGUCAAAUUGUUUGCUACGUGUCAGAAAUCUACUAGGCCGUAGCUCCACAUCAGCUGUACUACAGUACUACUGAAUGAUUUCUCGACUCCACAUGAGACUUGGAGGCCAUCUGCCAAUGCCACUGUCUUCAACUCUUCAACCAUGCUCAUGCUGCGUCUGAAGAUCUCGGCCAAAGCCUGCCCUCUCCUGCACUCAAUCACCACCGUCUCCUUCUCCACUUCCGCCUCCGCCUCCCCUUCCAUCUCCACCGUCGAUCUCCUCGACUCCUACACCGUGACCCCACCAAUCCAACCCUGGCCCAGACGCCUCCACCCAAAGCGCCUCAUCUACCUCAUCACUCGCGAACCCAACCUCGACCUCGCCCUCCAAAUCUUCCACCACGCCUCCAAAUUCCACCCUGGCUUUUCCCAUAACUACCACACCUACCACGCCAUCCUCAACCGCCUCUCUCGUUCCCGCGCUUUUCACCCCAAAAUCGACCCGCUCCUCUCAGACCUCAGCAACUCCGGCAUCAAAUGCUCUGAAGACCUCUUCAUCACCCUCAUUCGCAAUUUCGGCGUCUUGGGUCGUCCCAAGCUCUCCUUCAAGACCUUCCUCGACAUUCCAAAGUUUGGAGCUCAACGCUCUGCCAAGUCCCUGAACGCCUUGUUGAACGCUUUGGUUCAGAACCAUGAGUACGGUUUGGUCCACUCCGUCUUUAAAAAUUGUGGGGAGAGGUUUGGGGUUAGGCCCAACGUGUUCACUUGUAAUAUACUGAUCAAAGCGCUUUGCCAAAAGGAUGAUGUUGAGACUGCACUCAAGGUGCUCGACGAAAUGCCUGCAAUGGGGUUUGUCCCGGAUGUGGUGACUUAUACCACGGUUUUAGGAGGGUAUGUUUCGCGGGGUGAUAUGGUUGGCGCCAAGAGGGUUUUCGGUGAGGUUUUGGAUAGAGGGUGGCAUCCGGAUGCGACUACUUACACCAUUUUGAUGGAUGGGUUUGUUAAGCAAGGGAAGUUAGUUGAUGCUGUGAAGGUCAUGGAUGAGAUGGAGGAAAAUAAGGUUGGCCCAAAUGAGGUGACUUAUGGGGUUAUGAUUGACGCUUAUUGUAAGGCAAAGAAGUCGGGUGAAGCGGUUAAUUUGCUUAAUGAUAUGCUUGAGAAAAGGUAUAUACCGAGUUCGGCACUUUGCUGUAAGGUGAUUGAUGUUUUGUGUCAUGAAGGGAAGGCGGAGGACGGUAGUGAAUUGUGGAAGAGGCUUUUGAAGAACAAUUGCACACCCGAUAAUGCAAUCUCAAGCACGCUCAUAUACUGGCUUUGUAAGGAGGGGAAAGUAUGGGAAGCCAAGAAAUUGUUUAAUCAGUUUAAGACGGAUUUGAUUCCCGGUGUCAUGACGUACAAUAUGCUUAUUGCGGGACUGUGUGAAGUGGGGGAGCUGUGCGAGGCAGGGAGGUUGUGGGAUGACAUGGUUGAGAAAGGAUGUGCUCCGAAUGCUUUUACAUAUAAUAUGUUGAUCAAAGGAUUUUGUAAAAUUGGAAAAGCAGAGGAGGGCAUUAGGAUUUUAGAGGAGAUGCUGGAUAAAGGUUGUUUGCCCAACAAGUCUACUUAUGGCAUGUUGAUUGAGGGGCUCUGUGACUUGGGGAAGGAAGCUGAAGUCACAAAAGUGAUUUCAUUGGCAAUGUCAAAUGGAGACAUUAAGAGUGCUUCGUGGGAUCUUUUGCUUACUAAGUUUGUUGGUGAUUUGGAUACUGGGGGAGCUGUUAUGGACAAAAUACUUGUGGAGAAUGUUAAUUAGAGGCUUUUUCAACAUAUAAUCUCAUCUGAGGAACCCAGACCUCGUGAGAGUGGAAUGCAUUUAUAUAAUCUCAUGCACAAGGUUUCUGAGGUUUCUGUGAGCAGGCACCAUUUGUGAUUUGGGUGCACAAAGUUCUUGUACAAUUCGACGAAAUAUGCAU